Anopheles marshallii is the source of this 1464-nucleotide messenger RNA. RefSeq names its product proton-coupled amino acid transporter 2-like. Gene Ontology annotation, biological process: amino acid transmembrane transport. The transcript is spliced from 2 exons. The record is from RefSeq and is a predicted model, not a curated record. Gene Ontology annotation, cellular component: vacuolar membrane. Bases 1 to 1464 code for a protein of 487 amino acids. NCBI's taxonomy places the organism in Eukaryota, Metazoa, Arthropoda, Insecta, Diptera, Culicidae. Gene Ontology annotation, molecular function: amino acid transmembrane transporter activity.
AUGGCUCCAAAAUUUCGUGACGUAGAUCAAACGACACCUCUGCUACUAGACUGCAAUAAUAACAACGGCCGAUGCGGCGAUGACGUACGAAGGAUCGCCAAUGGGAACAUUGUCCGCAUCAGCAACGAGAUCGAGCGGAAUGAUAAACCUUCGCCGCUGGAUGCCCGGUACGGUACGAUGCUGGUGGACCCGGUAGACGGACGGACUUUGGAACAUCCCACCACCAACCUCGACACGCUGAUGCACAUGCUGAAUGGGAACCUUGGCACCGGCAUCCUGGCGAUGCCGGAUGCGUUCAAGAAUGCUGGCCUGUACGUGGGGUUUUUCGGUACGCUCGCGAUGGGUGUCAUCUGUACGCACUGUAUGCACCUAUUGGUGCGCUGUUCGCACGAUCUCUGCCGACGGUACGGUCGGCCCUCGCUCUCGUAUGCCGAGGUCGGCUACUAUGCGCUUGAUUCAGGACCAACCUGGUGCCAACCGCUUGCCGCUAGCUUCCGCCGUUUAAUCAACACCUUCCUGAUCGUAAUGCAGCUCGGCCUGUGCUGCGUGUAUUACCUGUUCGUGGCGGUUAAUCUACGCGAGCUGCUCGAAUACCUUGGCGUGCAGGUGCCCGUACUAACUGUGCUAGGCUAUCUACUCAUACCGCUCAUACUGAUGAACAUGGUGCGGAGCUUAAAGCUACUCACCCCAACGUCACUGAUUGCCUCCGUGCUAGCAAUUGCCGGGUUGGCGAUCGCGUUCCUCUUUCUGCUGCAGGAUCUGCCGCACAGUACGUCCGUACGGCCGGUUUCGUCCUGGUCGACGUUACCGCUCUACUUCGGCACGGUCAUGUACGCGUUCGAGGGCAUCGGCGUAGUACUACCGCUCGAAAACAACAUGGCAAACCCGCGCGACUUCAUCACCUGGAACGGUAUACUAAACACCGGCAUGACAAUCGUGGUGUGCCUAUACACGGCCGUCGGGUUCUACGGCUACAUUAAGUACGGCGAACAGGCACAGGGUAGCGUCACACUUAACCUGCCCAACGAUAAUCUACUCGCACAAAUAGUUCGCUUGCUGAUGGCCGUCGCCGUACUCGCCUCGUACGCGCUACAGUUCUACGUCCCGAUGACGAUCCUAGCACCGGUCGUGACCAAACACUUCCGCCACCGGCACUGUGCCGAAUACGUGCUGCGGCUCGUCACCGUCCUGCUAACGUUCGUGCUCGCCGCCAUCAUACCGAACCUGGGCACCUUCAUCUCGCUCGUCGGUGCCGUCUCCACCUCCACGCUGGCGCUCAUCUUCCCACCCCUGAUCGAUCUAUUCACGCUGUGGCCGGACGGGGAUCGGCCCGGUCGGCGCUGGAUCGUGCUGAAGGAUGCGCUGAUCAUCGCGUUCGGUGCGUGCGGGUUCUUCUUCGGCACCGCCAAAAGCCUCGCGACCAUUUUCGGCACAUCCGCGAUUGAUCCGAGCGGAAUGCACUAA